CGCCAGUGGUCCGGUCACCCACCACUAUAGAAUGGAGCUGGUAAGCAACGCUAGACUUUGAAUGGGCAGUGCGUGUUCCAGCCACGCGCACCAGGUGGGCGCUUUUGACCUAGAAAGAGGGCUCAAAUUGGCGAUUCAUGAGAAGAAGUAUCGUUUCCUUGCUCGCCAGUAGCUCGCACUCUCUCCUCAAGCCCUAGGAUCGAAUGCGCGCGCCAGACAGAUCUGGCUAGGUCUUGGGCAAUCUGGACGAGAAAUGGCUGCCACAGCCGCAAUUGGCCUGUGCUCUUCGAUUGGCUCGAUAACGGAGGUUUGCAGCAGCUCCAGCAGCUCCAGAAUUGUGGAGGUCGCAAGGAUUGGCUGCAUCCAUCGAGAUUUUGGUAGAUUUCCCAGGAAGGCUGCGCUCGUGAGAGCUUGCUCCAUUGGUGGAGGAGGAGGAGACGCUCGUCUUCCUCCCAGUCACAGGGCCAAGGCUGCGAGUUUGGCAGCUCUAGAACAGCUCCGAAAUGCCGGCGCCGACAGAUACACUAGCGAGAAGAGCAGCAUUCUAGUGAUAGGAUUGAGCGUCCACACAGCUUCGGUGGAGCUACGUGAAAAGUUGGCCGUGCCAGAGGCGGAAUGGCCACGCGCUAUCGGCGAGCUCGUCUCUCACAACCAUAUAGAGGAGGCGGCGGUUUUAAGUACGUGUAAUCGCAUGGAGAUUUACGUGGUGGCUCUCUCGUGGCACCGUGGUGUCAAGGAGGUGACCGAGUGGAUGUCCAAGACUAGUGGAGUUCCUCUGGAAGAACUCCGGCAGCAUUUGUUCAUACUACGCGACCGAGACGCGACGCAGCAUUUGUUCAAGGUGUCGUCCGGAUUGGACUCGCUGGUGCUGGGCGAGGGGCAGAUUCUCGCGCAAGUCAAGCAGGUGUUCAAGGUCGGGCAGGGUGCCAACGGAUUCGGCAGGAACUUGAAUGGGCUCUUCAAGCAGGCGAUCACGGCUGGCAAGAGAGUCCGGACGGAGACGAGCAUUGCGGCCGGGGCGGUGUCGGUGAGCUCCGCGGCGGUGGAGCUAGCAGCGAUGAAAGUUGCGAGCUAUGGAGGGCUCUCCGCGGCUCAAGUCGUGAUCGUCGGUGCCGGGAAGAUGUCCAAGCUGCUCGUCAAGCACCUCAUCUCCAAAGGCUGCACCAAGAUGGUGGUCGUCAACAGGACGCAGCAGCGCGUGAGCGAGCUCCAGGCCGAGUUUCCAGACUCCACGCUCGAGUACCAGCCUCUGGACGAGAUGAUGAGAUGUGCCGGGGAGGCCGACGUUGUCUUCACGAGCACAGCGUCAGACCAGCCACUCUUCUACAAAGAUGACGCUGAGAAGAUCCCGGCUGCUCCUUUGGGAACCAGGUUCUUCAUCGAUAUCUCGGUCCCUCGAAACGUUGCGGCCUGUGUUGCCGAGGUCCCCUCCGUCAGGCUCUACAAUGUGGACGACUUGAAAGAGGUGGUGGCCGCCAACCAGGAAGAGAGGAGGAGGAAGGCCAUGGAGGCCCAGACCAUCAUCGAGGAGGAGCUGCGGAGCUUCGAGGCGUGGAGGGACUCGCUGGAGACGGUGCCGACGAUAAAGAAGCUGCGAGCUUACGCGGAGAGGAUCCGGACGAGCGAGCUGGAGAAGUGCCUGGCGAAGAUGGGAGGCGACGAGUUGUCCAAGAAGAACAGGAAGCUCAUCGAGGACCUCAGCCGGGGAAUCGUCAACAAGCUGCUCCACGGGCCCAUGCAAAACUUGAGAAGCGAUGGCAGUGACGCCAGGACGGUGAACGAGACGCUGGAAAACAUGCACGCUCUAGAGAGGAUGUUUGAUCUCAAAGCCGAGCUUGGUGGUCCCCUGGAGCUCAGAUCCGCCAAGCAGCCCCCACCAGCAGCACCACCUUCCAGCUGACCACCACAGAAAAUCCGCUCGCUACGGACGAUCGAACGAUCUCGGAAAGGUUUGUCUCUUCUUCUUUAUGUUUUUGAGAGCUGAGCUGACGGAAUAACACGGCACUGAUACCAGUGCCUUGGAUUACUCCUGGAAAUUGUAAGAAAACAUUCAUAUGAAAUCAAACGCGGCACAUUGUCGGUGUCCAAAUCCAAUCA
This is a messenger RNA of Selaginella moellendorffii, 2097 nucleotides long. Its product is annotated as glutamyl-tRNA reductase 2. Gene Ontology annotation, biological process: tetrapyrrole biosynthetic process. The coding region runs from base 254 to 1900 and encodes 548 amino acids. Gene Ontology annotation, molecular function: glutamyl-tRNA reductase (NADP+) activity; NADP binding. NCBI's taxonomy places the organism in Eukaryota, Viridiplantae, Streptophyta, Lycopodiopsida, Selaginellales, Selaginellaceae. The transcript is spliced from 3 exons. The record is from RefSeq and is a predicted model, not a curated record.